This is a messenger RNA of Aspergillus homomorphus CBS 101889, 1232 nucleotides long. RefSeq names its product pyridoxal phosphate-dependent aminotransferase. NCBI's taxonomy places the organism in Eukaryota, Fungi, Ascomycota, Eurotiomycetes, Eurotiales, Aspergillaceae. Gene Ontology annotation, biological process: biosynthetic process; amino acid metabolic process. Gene Ontology annotation, molecular function: transaminase activity; pyridoxal phosphate binding. The record is from RefSeq and is a predicted model, not a curated record. Bases 1 to 1167 code for a protein of 388 amino acids. The transcript has 4 exons.
AUGUCACACCACCCUGCGUCUCGUCUAUCGCAGAGGGCAACAACGUCGCUGAAAAAACACCAGCAAUGCUCUACGAGCCCACACGGUUAUGUCUCGCUCGGACUUGCCGACAACUCUCUGAUGCAGGAGCAGCUCCUACAGCGCAUGAACACCAAUGCCGAUGCUACAGUGCGGUGCCUCUCGUUGGGCGAUACCAUCACCGGACCUGUCCGAUUGAAGACUGCAAUCGCACGGUUCUUCAACCACUAUUUCCACCCUGCAAAGCAUCUCCAGCCCUCGCAACUUAUCACCACCAAUGGAGUGACCUCAGCAAUCGAGCAUUGCUCGUGGGCGAUCUCAUUCGGCAAAGACGUUUCCCUCCGGCCAGCGGCCAAGCUCGUCCCCGUCAGCUUCGAAGGCGGUGACCCUCUCAGCGUCCCCGCAGUGUCCCGAUACGAAGACACUAUCGUACGCUCCGGGGGGCAGGGCUGCCCUAUCCGCGCUAUCAUGCUCUGCAACUCACACAACCCGCUGGGCCGGUGCUACUCUCGUGACGAGAUUUACGCCUUGUCUGUUUGGCGACACGGCCAGGAUGAGACCACCUCGGUUCUCUCCAUCGAAACUGACGGCAUUAUCGACCCGAGUCUGGUUCAAGUAUUGUGGUGCGUCAGCAAAGAGUUCGGGUCGAACGGAUUGCGGCUUGAGGUGGUCAUUUCCCCGGGCAAUCCAGACUUGCUUGAAUCGGUACGGGACGUCGGCCAAUAUAGCUCGAUUUCGGGGUUGACUGACUCUCUCGUAGCGAUGGUCCUCGAGGAUGAAGAGUUUAUGGACGGCUAUACCAGAGAGAAUGGCCAAAGAUUGGCUGAAUCUUAUGCUUAUGUGGUUACAUUCCUCGACGCCCAUGGGAUCCCUUUCGCUCGAGGGUCGAAUGCCGCCUUUGACGUCUGGUGUGAUCUGUUGACGCCGUAUCUGAGGAUUCAACCUGGUUAUUCACCCGAAACCAGCGACGUUACGACAAGAGAGGCCUCUGGCGAACUGAUGCAGAAGUUGAACUCAUAUAAGCUGCAUCUUGGGAACGGCGAUGAUUUCGGUGGUGAGCAGCCUGGAUGGUUCCGCAUCACGUUUUCUCAGCACCGCGAGCAGCUCGACGAGGGACUACAGCGGAUCGUCCGAGCUCUUCAUUCCUAAUCCAAGUUGAAUUAGGUUAUAUCUCCGGCUGGAAUCUUGGAUCUGGUUGAUUUACACCAAUGAUG